GCGUCGGUUUUUUUGAAGAACACCUCAGUUAGUUUCCCUACCCGGUGAUUACGUGUGCAGUCCGAAUUGAUCCUGCGUCAAAGAUCACUUUGUUUUCUACUUAUGGGAAAGCGCCCUUCCGCGAAGCUUGCGGACGAUUCCAAAGGACAAAAAGCAUCCAAACGUACACGAGCUACCACUGAUAGCAAGAAGAACACCAAGACAUCUGAUGAGUGUAACGGAACUGAGAAAAAGAAUUUACAGUUUUCUUGGUGCUCUACCUACCCCGGUAGUCUUCCUUCGCUGAUUUCACCCAGUCUUAACAAGUGGAACUUGAAGAUAUGCUCAUGGAAUGUGAACGGCCUGCGUGCUUGGCUUAAGGCUGGUGGUCUUGGAUACGUCGAAGAAGAGAUGCCUGAUAUUUUAGGAAUUCAGGAAACAAAGUGCUCACUGAUAAAAAUCCCUGCAGAUGCUAACCUUUCGAGCUAUAAGACAUACUGGUCCUCUGCUCAGAAAGAAGGUUAUGCCGGCACCGGUCUAUACUCCAAAUUGGAGCCAAUCAAUGUCUUCUAUGGUAUCAAUGUGUCAAAUCAUGAUGUUGAAGGAAGGGUCAUCACAGCGGAGUAUGAAAAGUUUUAUCUGAUCACUGCAUGUACGUCACGUUUAUGCACCGAAUUGCUUGUUUUUCAGACGUUCCCAACUCCGGUCAGGGUUUAGUAAGGUUACCUUAUCGGCAACAUCAAUGGGACCCUGCUUUCCUACAGUACGUGAAAAAACUAGACGCUGUCAAACCUGUCAUAGUCAGUGGUGAUCUGAACGUCGCGCACGAAGAAAUAG
This is a messenger RNA of Dicrocoelium dendriticum, 816 nucleotides long. Lineage: Eukaryota; Metazoa; Platyhelminthes; Trematoda; Plagiorchiida; Dicrocoeliidae. The record is from the annotation of a GenBank genome assembly.